AUGGAAAGUAUUGGUAUCACCCCCGCAGUUUUUCUUGGAAACGAGCAAUUGCAUGCUGAUGAAUUCUACUCUAUUUACUGCUCCUCCGUUCCAGAAUAUUUUAUUUGGCACAAAGAACAACGAAAUCGUCUACAGAAGCAUGCAGAAGAAUGGGAUCAACUCAAUUAUUACCUGAUCGAAUGCACUGAAACGUAUCAAAAAUGUGGUGGGACAGCUGACCGGCUGGGUCCACUCCCGUUUCACAUAAAAGUUGCAAGUGAGACGAAGCGGCUGUUGCUCAUUCACUGGACGAAGCCAGCACCCUUGGAAGAAUUCCUAGAGCCUCCAAGUGGUGGAUUCGAUUGGAGAGUACCACCUUGGCUAUUAGAAAACUUACAGCAAGAGAUUGCCAAACGAUUUUCCACGCACGAGAAGCAAAUCUUAAAGUACGCAAACUACACACAAGCAAGAUUACUCUCCGUCAAGUUCCAGUCCCACGAUCAUGGACAAGGAAGCUAUGAUCAAUCAAGAAGGAGUCCAGAAGAACCAAACUUCUUGCAAGUCUAUCACGAUCUUUGGAGAGUGUUUUUCACGCCUAAUCCAAGAAUUGCCAAGCAAAUUGAACAGUACAUGGGCGACUUUCAAUUGCAACCUGGGGCCUAUAUUACCGUCCAUUUGCGUGCUCUUUAUGCUGUCGAAGAACGACAAGAGGAUUUAGUGGAAUGGUGGAGCACAAAUUCGAUCAAUUGUGCCACCACCAAGUUGCCUAUCCACACUAGACAUUUGCCUUUGGUUUUUGUAUCAGACUCUGACCUUGCUGUGGAAAUGGCGGCGAAACAAGCACACACCAUGGAAAAAUUCCAUGGGAUUCGGGUGCUUCACCGGCCACACGCAACGACUCCCCUACAUCUAGAAAAGACUGGCAACCGCACGUCCAGUAGUGCGUCUGACUUUGACGAUAUAUUUGUUGAUUUGUACACCAUCGGGAUGUCUCGAUGUACAGUUUUCAAUAUGGGAGGUUUUGGGCGCUUGGGGAGUGCUAUUGGGUACAACUCUUCCUGUAUUUUUCGAACAAUGGCGACGAUGAUCAAAUGCAAUCCGCCUCAAGGGAUGCAACCUCAUCUUCGAGGUCCACAACGAGAACUAUCCAGCCCGCUCUUUCUACCUCCGAUGAUGGAAGGAUCAACAACUGCCAAAUCUCUCAACAAGAGUCCAAAUUCGUCGAAGUCGUCCGGCAGCAACCUACCUCCGAUGAUGGAUGAACCAGAAGUCACGCAAAUUGAAUCCAUUACCCAAAGCCAGUUGCUGUAUGCAACGUUUUUCAACACAAGUGAGACUCCAAAUCUAUGGAAGGCGUCAGACAAGAUUCCGAAGUGGAUGAAGAAGUACUUUCGCUGGCAUCGAGAGCAACGAAAAGCAAUGCUCAAUCCAGAGAAUUGGAGAAGCAUGCGACUAUUGCUCAUGGAAUGCUUGGACACACAUGAGAGCUGUGGGGGAACUUCGGAUCGAUUGAAGCCUUUGCCCUCGCUGAUACGAAUGGCUCAUAUCUCCAACCGAUUGUUGCUGAUUCACUGGACACGGCCAGCCAAACUAGAGGAAUUUCUGUUGCCUCCAAAGGGAGGAAUGGACUGGCGUGUUCCUAAUUGGUUGCACCCAUUUUUGAUUGGUUACAGCUUUGAGUCUCCCAAGGCAGUUGACCCACGACCAGCAAUCCAGUCGAAGCAUCAAAGUGUCAGUGUACGAUAUCAAUCAUACGACGCAGGUCAAGGCUGGUACGAUAGUGAAAAGAAGGAAGCAGAAGCAACAUUCAAUGAAUUGUACCACGAUAUCUGGCGAGUCUUCUUCACACCUGCACUACCUAUUGCAAAAGCAAUCAAAGAUUUCAUGGGUGAAAAUGGGCUUUUCCCAGGUCACUAUUCGUCAGCACAUGUUCGGGUGUUGUAUGCUCUCAAAACGACGCCCAUUCCUCGAAUCAUGCGGUGGACCAAGAAUGGUUUGAAUUGCGCGUCUCAUCUACGACCCGGCAAACCCAUCUUCUUGGCAUCUGAUUCGCACCAAGCCACUCAGAUCGCAGAAGAGUAUGCAAAGAAGCGGAAUACCACAAUCCAUAUACACCCAAACAAUCCAGACCCCCCACUCCAUCUCGACAAAGCUGAAGAUGUCAAUGAUCAUUCAACUCCAAGACGAUCUCCUUCAGACUAUUACGAUACUUUUAUUGACUUGUACAUUAUGGCGUUUGGGCAGUGCGUCUUCAUCAGCAAGGGGGGCUAUGGUCAUUGGGCGAACUUGAUUGGUGGCAACACAACCUGCAUCUACAAACAGAAGAGAGCUAAAUCGGGCAUUCAAAAUCCUUGCAACUGGACAUUUGCUGCUGAUACGACCCCACAUGAGAACUUGCGAAUAACGGAGGCACUGUUCAAUGAGCCUGUUCUACAAGCGGCACGAUAG
Molecule: messenger RNA, 2427 nt
Organism: Cylindrotheca closterium
Lineage: Eukaryota; Bacillariophyta; Bacillariophyceae; Bacillariales; Bacillariaceae
Source: the annotation of a GenBank genome assembly